AUGUAUGGAGCCCAGGAGGCUGUGAAAGUGGUGCUCAAGGUCUCGAUGGUCAUGAUCCUGUUGGAACUCAUGGAGCUCAGCCAUGUUUGUCUGGAUGCCAAGGUGGAUUCCAGUGCAGAGGCCUGUGGGAAGGUUAACACCAUCUAUUAUGGGCACAGAUUAUGGACACGAGAGUGUGUGCGCCACCUACAGGAGGGUCAAGAAGGGGACAUCAAUGGCAACCAUGACCAGCUUCUUCUGGUGGUCACGCCCAGCUCGGGGAGCCCAGACUCAUCUCCCUGCUCCAGCCGGGAGCUGGAGCUGGAUUCUGUCACAGUGCUGGCUCUAUUUAAUCCUUGAGAAGAGCCCUCCCAGGUCCCACCCAGAGUGGCGCUACAGGGAUCAGCUGACAUAGGAAAGAUAACCCUGGCCAGAAAAAUGGUGCUGGACUAGACCACUAGCACCCUGUACCCAGGCUGGUUUGAUGAUGCCUUAUGUGUGAGCUGUAGAAUGGGGUCCUUAUGUGUGGCCUUGCUGGCAGAGGGCAAACUGGACCAGCUCCUCCUCUGGUGUUGUAGGGACAAUCAAGCAGCUGUCACAGGGCUUCUGAGGCAGCUGGAGUGGCACCAGUUCAUCCUGGAUGGCUAUGAUGAGCCGCAGGAGCCUUGGGCAGAGAGGUUGAAGAGGCUGAGGUCCAGUCCCAAGGAGGAAGUGCUGCGCCCUUGAAUCAGGAGGACAGUAUUGCCGAGGUCCUCCCUUCUCAUCACCACCCAAACCCUGGCUUCGUGGAAUCCAGAGCCCUUGCUGAGACAACCACACUCUGACCACAUUCUCAGAGGUUUCUCUGAGGACAAGAAGAGGAGUUAUUUAAGCUCCUAUUUCACAGAUGAGAAACAAGGUAGAAAUGCCCUUGACAUUGUGCGAGCAAAUGAUGUUCUCUACAAAGCAUGUCAGGUUCUAGGAAUUUGCUUUGUCUGCUCUUGGCAAGGUCAGAUAGAGAGAGGCAGAGAGGUCUCAGAAGUGCCCAGCACAGUGCCCAGUCUAUACUGUGGUGUAGUGUGA
This is a messenger RNA of Odocoileus virginianus texanus, 1041 nucleotides long. NCBI's taxonomy places the organism in Eukaryota, Metazoa, Chordata, Mammalia, Artiodactyla, Cervidae. The record is from RefSeq and is a predicted model, not a curated record.